Molecule: messenger RNA, 688 nt
Organism: Nymphaea colorata (pocket water lily)
Lineage: Eukaryota; Viridiplantae; Streptophyta; Magnoliopsida; Nymphaeales; Nymphaeaceae
Product: photosystem II 10 kDa polypeptide, chloroplastic
Exons: 5
Coding region: 94-519 (141 amino acids)
Biological process (GO): photosynthesis
Cellular component (GO): photosystem II; thylakoid membrane; photosystem II oxygen evolving complex
Source: RefSeq, a predicted model, not a curated record
UCCCUCCUUCUCCCUCUCCACUUCUAGAAAUACAGGAAGAGAGGUAAGGUGUUGCUGAGAGUAAGAGCAGAGUCGAGCAGAGCAGAGAAGGCAAUGGCGUCAUCGUCCCUCCUCCCCUCACUCAACCUAAAGCCUUCACCUCUCUCACAAAGGCUCAACAGUGGGGCAGGCAGCCUCCCCUCCCUCGCAAGGGCUCCCUCCUCCUUCAGGGUCGUAGCCAGUGGCGGCAAGAAGAUCAAGACCAACACUCCAUACGGAAUCAAUGGAGGUAUGAGUUUGAGGGACGGUCUGGAUGCAUCAGGAAGAAAGGGAAAGGGAAAGGGAGUCUACCAAUUUGUUGACAAGUAUGGUGCCAAUGUUGAUGGAUACAGUCCAAUCUUUUCACCAAAUGAAUGGUCACCAAGUGGCGACGUUUAUGCAGGAGGAGCCACAGGAUUAGCCAUAUGGGCCAUCACUCUUGGUGCACUUCUCUUGGGAGGAGCUCUUCUUGUCUACAACACUAGUGCUUUGGCUCCUUAAGCAUGCUUUCUUCUCCCAUGCCCACCUUUUGAUGCAAAUUACCAUGCUCAAUGUCUUUUGUCAUCACUUUAAGUGUAUGGUAUACAUUUAAGAUGAUAUCCUUUAGCUAGUUCCAUGUGUAUGCAUAUGUAAUUCCCGUGUAGUGCUAUAAAAUGGACUUGGUUGAUUA